AUGACGGAGAAAGAGUUGGCGAUACAAAACGCGAAAAAAAUGCAAGAACAUAAUCGACCACCGGCACCGGAUUGGAACCAGGCGAAGAAAGACGGGAGUCACACGCAUCCAAACACGAUGGAUAAAGACGGGAAAUUCCUCACCGCUAUCGGCGCCAUGAAGUCCGGGGGCGGGUACGACGUCGAUCCGGUGCAUGGCGACGCCUCGCUCGAGACGAAGAUGAAAGGUUUAGGGGUGGAAAAUCCAGGCGAGAAGAAGAGUUUCGCGUGGAAUGAUCCUCCUCCGCCGAAGAAGAAAGAGAUGAAGAAGAAGAAGAAGAAAAAGAACAACUCGGAUUCGGAUUCGAGCGGGAGCGAUGAAGACACCAGCGACGACGAGGGAUCCUCCGAAGACGAAAAGGAGAAGGAACCGGUGGAGGACUUUGGGAUGGAUUGCGAACCAAAGGAUAAGUUUCGCAAGAAAAGACUCCAAAAGUUGAAGAAAGAUGUGCACCCGAUUUUAGACGUGGUGCGCGUGGACGAUCCGUCGGAGUUGAGAGCGUUGUUAGAACUCGGGGGCGACGCGAACGAAGUCAUCACCGAAGACAAAGUGAAGGACGAGUACGACCAACUCGGAUGGACGCCUUUGUUAGAGGCUUCGAGUAAAGGCAGAGUGGAUUGCAUGCGCACUUUGUUAAAGUUCAACGCCGACCCGAACGUUGGGUGCAACGAAAACGACGAGAAACCGUUACAUUACGCCGCUCGAGGUGGUCACGCUCAGGCGUUGACGAAACUGUUCAAAGAGAGCAAAAUCGACGCGUUCGCGCGCAACCGCAAAGGCGCCACGUGUUUACACUCCGCCGCAAAGAAAGGUCGAAUCGAGAGUUUACAAAUCAUCUUAAAACAGUUUAGAAGAAUACAGGAGGAAAUGAGUAGCACGGCGGAUACGCAGAGCUCGAGAUUUGACGACGCGAUUGAUUUCGUCGACAGUUCCGGGCAAACCGCGUUGCACGUCGCCGCCGGCGCCGGGUACGAAGACGCCGUCUCCAUUUUAGUCAAAGCAGGUGCGGAUGCCUCCUUGGUCGAUAUCAAAGGCCGCACGCCAAAAAAAGUUGCCGCGAAGAAAGGCUACGACGACUUAUCCAAAGUCUUGCGAAAAGCGGAAAAAGAGAGCGAAAGCCGAAGAGAGAAGAUGGGCAACUUGCAAAUCCCGACCAACGCGUUUGCGGAUAUCGAAGGCAAACACACGGAAGUCGCGUUCAGUCCAACGCACGAAGCAGGGGAGGAGAACGAGAAGUUAUUCAAAGACGCGGCGCGGAUAGAAACGGCUGGUGGAUUAUAA
Bathycoccus prasinos is the source of this 1320-nucleotide messenger RNA. Its product is annotated as AnkA. Bases 1 to 1320 code for a protein of 439 amino acids. The record is from RefSeq and is a predicted model, not a curated record. Lineage: Eukaryota; Viridiplantae; Chlorophyta; Mamiellophyceae; Mamiellales; Bathycoccaceae. The transcript has a single exon. Gene Ontology annotation, molecular function: protein binding.